Carcharodon carcharias (great white shark) is the source of this 2328-nucleotide messenger RNA. RefSeq names its product relaxin family peptide receptor 1 (gene rxfp1). Bases 1 to 2328 code for a protein of 775 amino acids. Lineage: Eukaryota; Metazoa; Chordata; Chondrichthyes; Lamniformes; Lamnidae. Gene Ontology annotation, biological process: G protein-coupled receptor signaling pathway. Gene Ontology annotation, molecular function: G protein-coupled receptor activity; protein binding. The transcript is spliced from 18 exons. Gene Ontology annotation, cellular component: membrane. The record is from RefSeq and is a predicted model, not a curated record.
AUGGUAUCAGGAAUGAGGGACUUUGUGGCAAGAUCGUCCAAUCUGGGGUUGUUGUUCUUAAAGCACAGAAGGUUAAGGGGUGCUCUGACAGUGGUGUUCAACAUCAUGAGGGUUUUUGAUAACGGGUUUGCUCAUAAUGUCUUGGAGCUGCAUAGAGAACGCACUGGAUGUUCUCUAGGAUACUUUCCUUGUGGAAACAUGUCAAAAUGUUUGCCUCAGCUUCUUCACUGCAAUAGCGUGGAUGACUGUGGGAAUGAAGCUGAUGAAGAAAAUUGUGAUGACAACAAUGGAUGGUCUGAACUUUUUGAUCUAUAUUAUGGAAGAAUUUCAAAACAUGAAAACGAACUUACCAACUGCAUGCUUGGGAAUUUUUCUGAGAAAUGUCAAUGCAAAGGUCUGGAACUCAAUUGUGAACAUGCUGGACUACAUUCCGUCCCUUUGGUUUCUUCCAAUGUAUUAACAUUGAGACUGCAGAUCAAUAAGCUACGAAAACUUUACGCUGAUGGUUUCAGCAUCUAUCAGGACCUUCAAGAACUAAACCUAAACUACAACGAAAUAACGACAGUUUCUGAACGAGCAUUUAAGGGACUGCAUAACCUAAUUAAACUGUAUUUAAGCAACAAUCACAUAACGUUCCUGCCAUCAGGCGUGUUUGAAGAUCUCCAGCAAGUCCAAUGGCUAAUUCUUGAAAACAAUAGAAUCCAAAAGAUUUCCCCUAAAACCUUCCUGGGACUCAAGUCAGUCAUUCUCCUAGUGCUAGUGAACAAUUCCUUCCAUCAGCUGCCUGGUCAACCUAUCUGUGAAGAGAUGCCCAAAUUAAACUGGCUGGAUUUUGAAGGCAAUCAAAUUGAAUCUGUGAAGAAUGGCACUUUUACAUUUUGCACACAAUUAACUGUACUGGUACUCCGCAGGAAUAAAAUCAGCUCUAUACAUGAAAGUGCUUUUACGCCAUUACAAAGGCUAGGAGAACUGGACUUGUCUUUAAACAGGAUUGAAGAAUUGCCGCAUAAUCUUUUUAAGCAACUCAGAGAACUCCUGCAAUUGAACAUUUCUUUCAAUAUCAUGAAGCAAAUUCAUGCAGAUCAAUUUGAUUACCUGGAGAAACUAAAAUCUCUCAGUAUGGAUGGAAUGGAUCUUCAGGCUCUACGGAACAGGAUAUUUCAGCCCCUUACAAAUCUAUCCCAUAUAUAUUUCAAGAAAUUCCAAUUCUGUGGUUAUGCUCCACAUGUUCGUAGCUGCAAACCCAACACUGAUGGGAUAUCGUCCUUAGAGAACCUACUGGCUAAUGUUCUCCUCCGAGUCUUCGUUUGGGUAGUUUCUGCUAUUACGUGUUUUGGAAACAUCUUUGUCAUAUGCAUGAGAUCUUACAUCAGAUCUGAGAACAAGCUUCACGCCUUGUCUAUAAUGUCACUUUGCUGUGCAGACUGCCUGAUGGGAAUAUAUCUUUUGCUGAUUGGAUCAUAUGACCUUAGAUACCGUGGCGAGUACAACAGGCAUGCUCAGAUGUGGAUGGACAGCAUGCAGUGUCAGAUAACUGGGUCUUUAGCAAUGCUCUCAACAGAAGUGUCUGUAUUACUUUUGUCUUUCCUGACUUUGGAAAAGUAUCUCUGCAUUGUGUAUCCAUUCAGCAACUUGAAGCCAGGAAAAUGCAGGACAGUUUCUAUUUUGAUAUUUAUUUGGUUUGUGGGGUUUGUAAUUGCAUUCACUCCCCUGAUGAACAGCGACUUCUUUAAGAAUUAUUAUGGCAGAAAUGGAGUGUGCUUUCCACUGCUUUCAGAACAGCUGGAGACUGAUGGAGCACAGGCAUAUUCAGCCGUCAUUUUUCUUGGUCUAAACCUUAUCGCUUUCAUAGUGAUAGUAUUUUCCUAUGGAAGUAUGUUCUACAAUAUUCAUCAAACUAGUACAAUGGCAACAGAAAUCAGCAACCACAUUAAAAAGGAAGUGACCAUUGCCAAACGCUUCUUUUUCAUCGUCUUCACAGACGCUCUUUGUUGGAUACCUAUUUUCAUAUUAAAAAUUCUAUCUGUACGUCAAGUAGAAAUACCGGGUACCAUAAGUUCAUGGGUGGUCGUAUUCAUAUUGCCUAUUAAUAGUGCAUUAAACCCUAUACUCUACACUCUAACAACGCGACCUUUUAAGGAAAUGAUACUACAGUAUUGGUACAACUAUAAAAAUAGAGGAUUCAUCAAUAAACAAAGCCAGAAAAACUAUGCUCCAUCAUUCAUCCUCUUGGAAAUGUGGCCAUUGCAAGAGACCAUACCAACAGUAGGAAAAAGUGAACUUUUACAACAUCCUUCAGAAGUUUCACUGACUCGUGAAUCACCUUGA